UAAAAAUAGUAGCGUUUGGCGAGGGAAGUGCCACCGUGUCCAAAGUGAACAUACGUUACUUGAGUCUGUAGACGUCUUGUUUACAGUGGUUGUACCAGGCCUGCGAGGUCCUGUGGCAAGCAACGUGUUACUGUUUUAUUGCUUACACUUUUCUUUCGUUACAAGGGUCAUUAUAUGAAACCUCCAAUCUGGAUCGAGGCGGUAACAACAGGAAGAAGAAGAUAGAGGAAUUCUCUAGGUCUUCUCGGGAGAAACUAGUCCAGUCGAAGAACAAAAUGUUCUCCAAAUUUACGUCCAUUCUCCAGCACGCCGUGGAAGCGCUUGCCCCGUCGCUGCCCUUGCAGGAGGAUUUUGUCUAUCACUGGAAGGCCAUUACACAUUAUUACAUUGAGACUUCUGAUGACAAAGCUCCAGUUACAGAUACAAACAUCCCAUCCCACUUGGAACAGAUGCUGGACAUCCUGACCCAGGAGGAAGGGGAGAGGGAGUCUGGAGAGACAGGACCCUGCAUGGAGUAUCUCCUACACCAUAAGAUCCUUGAGACCCUCUACACCUUGGGCAAAGCAGAUUGUCCUCCAGGAAUGAAGCAGCAGGUGCUUACCUUUUACACAAAACUGCUAGCACACAUUCGUCAGCCUCUCCUACCACACAUCAAUGUCCACAGACCUGUACAGAAACUGAUCCGUCUGUGUGGAGAGGUGCUGGCUGCUCCUACAGAAAAUGAGGAGAUUCAGUUCCUGUGUAUAGUCUGUGCUAAACUGAAGCAGGACCCAUACCUUGUCAAUUUCUUCCUUGAGAACAAGUCAAAGAGACCUGAGACAAGAAGUCCUGAAAGGACAGAGGCAGUAAAGGAAAGUGUGUUGGCUCCGGACACUGGUCAGUCUCUGACAGAAGAGCAGGCUGACCGUCCAGAGGAGCCACAGGCCGCAGCUACGGCCUCCACUUCUAGUCCAACCAAUAACAAUAAUAAGAGCAACAAUUACAAUCUGGUCACCUCCUUACUCAACCUCACAAAGAGCCCUGAUGGCAGGAUAGUUGUGAAGGCCUGUGAGGGCCUGAUGUUGCUGGUCAGUUUACCAGAGCCUGCAGCUGCCAAGUGUUUAACUGAAAACACUGAGCUCUGUGAGCUUCUGACUGACAGGCUCGUCUCCUUCUAUAAAGCCCUUCCACAGUCCAUGGAUCCUUUGGACAUUGAGACAGUGGAGUCUGUCAACUGGGGUCUGGAUGUAUAUAACCUGAAGGAGGAUGCUGCUGUCUUCACAGGGAAGAGGGCUCUUAUCUCCUUCCUGUCCUGGCUAGAUUACUGUGACCAGCUCAUCAAGGAGGCUCAGAAGUCAGCAGCUGCAGUGAUGGCAAAAGCAGUGAGAGAACGAUUCUUUGUGUCUGUUAUGGAACCACAACUGAUGCAGACGUCUGAGGUAGGGAUCCUGACCUCCACAGCCCUGCUGAACAGGAUCAUCAGGCAGGUGACUUCAGAGGCUCUGCUGCGGGAGAUGGUUUACUUCCUGCUGGGGGAGGAGAGAGAUCCUGAGACUUCAGCUACUAUUGCCCAGAAUCCACUAAGACACAGACUCAUUGAGCACUGCGACCACCUGUCAGACGAGAUCAGCAUCAUGACACUGCGGCUAUUUGAGCAGCUCAUCCAGAAGCCCAACCAGCACAUCCUACACAGCCUGGUGCUGCGCAGCCUGGAAGAGAGAAACUACUUGGAGAACAAACCGCAGGAGGAGCGUGAGCCCCUGGAGAAUGGGCAGCCCCAUGAUGCUGUAGACCUCGAAGAGGAUCCACUGUUUGGUGAUGAUGUCUCUCCAGACAGCAGGCUGUCUGGUUCUGAUUGGCUGAGCUCCUCUCCACCACAGAGUCCUGACCACUCAAAGUCUGAUGGGAAGACAGAGGUCCACAAGAUUGUCAACAGUUUCCUGUGUUUGGUGCCUGACGAGGCAAAGUCGUCAUAUCAUGUUGAAGGCACAGGCUAUGACACCUACCUCAGAGAUGCGCACAGGCAGUUCAGGGACUACUGUGGGGUCUGCCAGCGGUGGGACUGGAGGGGAAAUCCAAAACCUUUUGAGAAGUGUAACUUGGACAUCCCAUUCUUUGAGGGCCACUUCCUCAAAGUGCUCUUCGAUAGGAUGGGUCGAAUCCUGGAUCAGCCCUAUGAUGUCAAUCUGCAGGUGACCGCCGUGCUGUCCAAGCUGUCUUUGUUACCACACCCCCACUUGCAUGAAUACCUACUGGACCCUUAUAUCAACCUGGGCCCCGGCUGCAGGUCCCUGUUCUCUGUCAUCGUCAGGGUGGUGGGAGAUCUCAUGUUGAGGAUUCAGCGCAUCCCAGACUUCACUCCCAAACUGCUGCUUGUGAGGAAGAGAUUAUUAGGUCUAGAGCCAGAGGGCAUCACUAUUGACCACAUGACCCUGUUGGAGGGGGUGAUCGUGCUGGAGGAGUUCUGCAAAGAGCUGGCAGCCAUCGCCUUUGUCAAAUACCACGCAGCUUCCUCCUCCUCGCCGUAAUCUUCCUGCUGUUCAUCCAUCUGCUUCGGCCAGGCCAGCAGGUCAAGGUUAAACUGGGCCUUUGGGGUGUGCUGGUAGCGGUGGCACAGGGUUGGCAAAACAUUACCACUAACCGCUCAUCCCUACAAGACUGUUAAAAGCCCACGCUGAUGGGUUUCACUGCUCGCCCUCUUCUGACCUCUCGGGCUCCACCAUUAAAAGCCUGAAAGGUCUUGUUUUUGAGCAAGUCAGAGCACAGACACUGCCUGGCCAGCAGAAGAAUAAGAGGAGGAUAGAGGUCAAGGUGCAUAGAUGCCCCCCAACCCCCACCAUCUUUCUUCCUCACGGGCCAAAAGUUGAUAACCCUGUAAUUAUUACAUCAAGGAGAAAAUGUGGUUGUGUAUUUAUUUCCUCCCCCAUAAUCACCCAUUUGUAAUCGUCAUUGCCUUAGUGUGGAACCACACCUUUCAGUUACAGAAGAUUGUUUCCUUUUGAAACAUUUUUAUCUCCACUUCCAUGUGUUGUCUGUUUGAAGACAAGAGGCUGUAGAGAAAAAUGCCCACUACCUUCAACCCCAGUAUGUACCUGUAGUUACAUAUAUAUUGAACUGCAGUAUUUACAAUACUGCACUCAUAUUUUACAUGCCAAGUUAUCUUAUUUAUUUGCUUUCAGGUUGCCUUUUUAACUGAUGUUAAAAUGAAUUUAAAACAGUCAAUAAGGACUAAGCAGAUGCUAUUUACUUUGUUUUCCUUGUCUUUGCUCAGUUUGUCUUUAAGUGCUCUCAAAGAUCAUCUGUAAUCACCCAAAGAUUUCACCAUCCAUCAUGUUUAGACACAUGAACAUUUUGCAGAUUGUGAAUUUGCACACAGCUCUCAUUGCGUUGCACUCGUUACAUUGUUUAAGUUCGUUGCUGCUUUGUUUGGCUGGCUUUUCGGAAAUGUCAGUUUGGUGUUUGUUGGAAGAGACAUCUUGCUUUUGAUUAGUUCUGAAAUGUUCUCCAGACCCCGUGUUGCAUUUCUCACACACCAGUGUUUAUUUUAUCCAGCGGAUGCUGUUAUUGUUUUUACACCUUGUCAGAUUGUUUCCUUUUAUUGAUUGGGAAGGAUGCAGAGGAGCCAAACUCAUGCUUUUAUUGACCAGUGUCUUACAAACUUAGUCUUACUAACUUAGGACAUGUUGUUGCUCAGAAUGGUUCCCGAUCUUUAUUUCCUUUUGAUCUACCAUGUUUCAAGUUGUUAGUUGUUCAAACAAUAUGCGAGUUCUGUGUUCAAAGUGAUCAAGUCUGACAAUGAAACCUUUUUGUGUAGGAAAAAUACAUCAUCCUCGCGAGCCCUUAAAUUUGUCUGGCUCACAGUAUCCUAAGACCUCUGAGUUUCUGCACAGCUUAUCAUGACUUCAGAUGAGGUGUUGUGCUUACUUGCAGUAUUACCUUUACAUCCUGAUCUUGAAUGACGAAGACACGUUCUCACGGUGCUGUGCAUUGUUAGGAUGUGCUGCUUUGUUGUCUGCUGGAAAUCUCAGGAGGGUGAAGAUUGAGAUUUGAAUCUGUCCAAAUCGAGAUGCUACUUAAUGUAACUUUGGGUCUUGUUGUGUUCGGUGUGAAUGUUUCCAUGAUUGGUAAGCGUGUUUGCUCAUGAGUCUGUGUAUGAGUGUCAAGAUGUAUUAUUGUGAUGGAGAAUAGACAGAGUCAUUCACCCCCCCCCCC
Messenger RNA from Scatophagus argus, 4191 nucleotides. It is a transcript of the gene fhip2a, whose product is annotated as FHF complex subunit HOOK interacting protein 2. The transcript has 17 exons. Bases 276 to 2507 code for a protein of 743 amino acids. The record is from RefSeq and is a predicted model, not a curated record. Lineage: Eukaryota; Metazoa; Chordata; Actinopteri; Scatophagidae.